This is a messenger RNA of Triticum turgidum subsp. durum (durum wheat), 720 nucleotides long. The record is from the annotation of a GenBank genome assembly. NCBI's taxonomy places the organism in Eukaryota, Viridiplantae, Streptophyta, Magnoliopsida, Poales, Poaceae.
AUGGCUGCGAGCUGCUGGUUCUUCUGGGCGCUGAUUCUCGCUGCCGCCGAGGAAGAAGUGGAAGGCUGCUCGGGCUCAGCCAGUAGGUGCGGCGGCGUCAACAUCUCCGACCCCUUCUGGCUCACCGACAUGGCGACGGGGAUCUCAUGCGGCUCCCCCUCCCCUCACUUUGAGGUCGCCUGCUUCAACAACACUCCGGUUCUCCGGAGCUCCGCCGCCUUCGGCUACGGCUUUGCGAUCAUCAACAUCUCCUACGGGGACGAAACUAUGCGCGUCGCUGACCGAGGCAAGAUGGAGCUGUUGCGCACUUCCAACAGCUGCCAAUUGCCCAUCUGGAACACCUCCAUCAAAGUGGGGCGGCCGUUCAGCAUCGCUGCCGCCAACCUCAACCUCGUCCUGUACAGGUGCACGGAGAAGGCCACCGCGACCGCGGCACGCCGGGACAGAGCAGCGCUGCUGGUGCAGACGAGGAUGAGGUGCGGGAACGAGAGCAUGGUGUUUGCGCGCGCGGGAGGCCGUUAUUACGACGAGACGGGCGCGGGCGGCUACCCUGUAGAGGGUUGCGACGCCGCCGCCGUGCCGGUGGCGGGCUCGUCGCCGGCCCAGGUGAACGCGAGCGACUACGAGCGGCUCAUCAACGAUGGCUUCAUCUUGGCGUGGGAGCGCCCCUCUACACGUAAGUUGACCCGUCAAAUCAAAUCAUCUUUUGAUCAAGGUUAG